GUUUCAGUGCGUUCCACUGCGUUCACUCAUUAAUUAUUCAUGAGAAAUUCUUUGCAGCAUAGAAUGCAGCCAAUAUUUUUCGAACGUUCAGGGACAUGAUUUAAUUAUCGUUAAUAACUAUUUAUUUUGUCGAACUUCCAUAUAUCGUGCGGAGGAAGAGAAAGAGCACGAGUUAUGAGCGAGUAUUUUAGUAUUCAUGGCAGCUAAGUAUUGUGUUCCACACGUAAAAUUCUUAAGUAACAUUACCCAUGACUGACAGUGUACAACAAAAUUUAGGUAACAUGAUUUUACUGUUGCCUUUUUUAUUUAUCUGUAUGGUUGCUGGACAAGGUUCCCAAUGGAUAGACUCAUUUCAAAAAACCAUUUGCCACGAUCGGUGGUCUCAAAUGGACUGGCAGUCAAUCAUAAGACCUUGCAGACACAACAAUAUUUUUGGUAAAAAUGUUUUAGACGAAAAACAAAGAACUAGUCCAAAAUGGAGUCAUACUCUCGGGUUACAUUUUCAAAAAACGGGUGAGUUUAGUAAAAUUGCUAUCCAAAGUCGUACAGCAGAAGGUCGUAAUAAAGUUAUUGGUGGAGACACUUGGAGAGUAUUUAUAAGGGGUGCAGACCAACUAACACCGUUUGUAUCAGACAUGAACAAUGGUGUUUAUGAAACAAAGUUUAUUGCUCUACAGCCCGGCUUCUAUAAAGCAGAAAUAGCUCUUGAGUCGUCUCUUUGUGAAGCAUUAAAAGACCCACCUCAAGAUUGGCUUAAAAGAGACGCAAAAACAAUAUUGAUGGACGAAAAAAACGAAAAGUUGAUUUGGGAGCCCAUUCGAGGGGGAAACAUAUCGUUUAAAAUAGAGGGAGCUCCAGAAAGCGCCUUUAUUGAUCUCAAAAACAAUUUCAGACGGUGGAAAAAUUCAUGCGGCUCACAGUAUAAUUGUGACUUACUCUGGAAUGGAUUUGGUCGAUGGGUUAAUUCAACUUGGAUCCCUUAUAUUGAUGACACUGAAAACUUUAUUGAUAUCGAUGAUGAAACAGAAGCUUGCUACAAACAUAAGGAAGGAGUUCUUAAAAUUACAGGUGAUGAACUUACGCAAAAGUUAAACAAUUAUAUAGAAAAAAGUGAUCUCUGCAGCGAUAUUUUUACCAAAUGCAUUGGUAAUGAGAAAGGAGAACAGCCUGAAAGUUCUACAUUAAAGGAAACGAAACAGAUAUCUAUUAAAACAUAUCUACAAGCAUUAAAAGAACUUCUUAAAAAAGAUUUUAUGAAUGAAGAAAGUGGUUUACUUAUUAAUUACGGUAACCCUUUUGCUCAGAAUAUCGGAUUUAAACAGUACCGCUCAUUCAUUGACCGAACCGUUAAAAUUCUUAAAGCUAAAUAUAAAGGUAAAGCAAUAUGGAGAACAAUGGCUUCAAAAUGGAGAGAUUCUUUGGCGCCAGAGGAUCAUUUUAAAAACCAUCAGCGCAUAAAGUUAUUUAACGCUUAUGCCACGUCUGUUAUGUGCAAUGCUGGGAUUCCAGUACUUGAUGUGUUUCAAAUGACGGAGUCAGCUCCUUCAGAAGACGCAGUCAUGAAAAGCAUUAAAAACAUUCUGACAAAAUAUUUCAAACAGCAUCCAUUGCGGGAAUGCAUUAAAAAAACUCAAAAAAUUAAAAAGAUAAACAAUCUAAUAACACCUGACACUGAGAAUAACUUUAAAGCUUUGCUUGAAAAAGCUUCAAGCUCUGAAAGUUCCGUAAACUCAAUCAACAAUGCCACAGUUUCUUCUUUAUUUACUAUACUGUAAAUUUUUUUUUUUUACAUUUUAUAUUUAGUCUGUUAUAAUGUAGCUCGAAAUGCUUUUAUAGGGCAUUUUAUCUAUAAAACAUGAAUCGUACAUAUCUUUCAUACCUUUAUUAUAUGUAUCAUUUGUUAGUAUGCAGAACAUACACAUUUUGGAAACACUUAGUUUAGAAAACAAGUUUUUAUAAUUGUAAAAUAUAUUAUUAUAUUUUUAUCUCA
Messenger RNA from Hydra vulgaris (swiftwater hydra), 1990 nucleotides. RefSeq lists its product as uncharacterized. The record is from RefSeq and is a predicted model, not a curated record. Lineage: Eukaryota; Metazoa; Cnidaria; Hydrozoa; Anthoathecata; Hydridae.